AUGGCUAAACCCGAGGAAUCAGACACCAUCACGCCGGUGGGCGGCACUCCCGCAGAUGAGUCUUCGACCGCAGGCCCGGGCCAAGAUUCAGCCACCGCGAAAGUCAUUUUGAAUGCGAAAGCCGCCACGGAGAAGGAGCAGUCUAUGACCUUGAUGCAGGGCAUCCGGCUGUAUCCGAAGGCUGUUAUGUGGAGCGUGCUCAUCUCCACGUGUAUCGUCAUGGAGGGCUACGAUAUCAGUUUGGUCAACAACUUCUACGCCUUCCCACAAUUCAAUCGCAAAUAUGGAGAAUGGACCGAUGGCGAAUACCAAGUAUCCGCAGCGUGGCAAGCAGGUCUGAGCAACGGUGCGUACUGUGGCGAAAUCAUCGGUCUUUUCAUCAACGGUUGGGCGUCGGAACGCUUCGGUUACAGGUACACGAUCAUGGCCUGCCUCAUACUAGUUACCGCAUGGACGUCCAUCUUUUUCACAGCCAAGAAUGUGCAAGCGCUGCUCGCAGCGGAGAUUCUCAGUGGCGUUCCUUGGGGUGUAUUUCAGACUUUGACCAUUACCUACGCCUCGGAGGUGUGCCCUGUGGCGCUGCGCGGGUACCUGACCACUUAUGUCAAUUUCUGCUGGGGCCUUGGCCAGCUUAUUGGCAUCGGUGUGAUUAUGGGUAUGUUAGACCGGCCUGACGAAUGGGCUUAUCGGAUUCCAUAUGGACUGCAAUGGAUGUGGCCCGUGCCACUCUUCAUUGGAAUUUGGCUUGCGCCCGAAUCUCCGUGGUGGUUGGUUCGUAAAGGUCGUGCCGAAGAUGCAAAGCGGGUGCUUUUGCGGUUGACUAGAAAGUCUCAAUCGGACAAAUUUGAUGCCGAUGAGACUGUCGCUAUGAUGGUUCACACAACCGCUCUCGAGGAAAAGAUCACCAAGGGUGCUAGCUAUUUGGACUGCUUCCGGGGCACCGAUCUUCGCCGCACGGAAAUUGUCUGUAUGGUUUGGGCGAUUCAAAACCUCAGCGGCAAUACCUUCUCCAACUACUCGACCUAUUUCUUGACACAGGCUGGGUUGAGCUCCAGUAACUCCUAUGCCUUCGCCAUGGGUCAGUACGGUAUCAACAUGGUUGGCGUGUUCGGUGCAUGGUUCCUCAUGACACUUGGAAUCGGCCGACGCACAUUGGUUCUGUGUGGGCUAUGCGGACUAUGCGUCAUGCUCAUGGUCAUGGGUUUCCUAGGGCUCGUUCCCGAAGAGAACAGGAACGCAGGCUCCCUAGCCACGGGAGCCAUGAUGUUGGUCUGGGCUCUCUUCUACCAGCUCACCGUGGGCACAGUCAGCUACUCCCUCGUCGCCGAACUGUCCACUCGCCGCCUGCAGAUCAAAACGGUUGUCCUCGGCCGCAACCUGUACAACAUCGUUGCCAUCAUCUGCGGCGUCUUGACCCCUUACAUGUUGAACCCGGGUGCUUGGGACUGGGGCAACUUCGCCGGUUUCUUCUGGGGCGGCAUCUGCUUCCUGUGUAUCAUCUACGCCUACUUCCGCGUUCCUGAACCUCGUGGCCGCAGCUUCGCCGAGCUUGAUCUACUCUUCGAGCGUGGUGUCAGUGCCCGCAAGUUUGCGACCACCCAGGUGGAUGUGUUCGAUGAGACCAUCGAGGGGCGUGUCAUGGAGGAUUACAGGGCGGAGAAGAAUGCUGUUACUGAUGUGAGUCAGCUGGAGAAGCAUGAGCACUAUGUAUGA
Molecule: messenger RNA, 1713 nt
Organism: Penicillium bovifimosum
Lineage: Eukaryota; Fungi; Ascomycota; Eurotiomycetes; Eurotiales; Aspergillaceae
Product: putative MFS alpha-glucoside transporter
Exons: 2
Coding region: 1-1713 (570 amino acids)
Biological process (GO): transmembrane transport; carbohydrate transport
Cellular component (GO): membrane
Molecular function (GO): carbohydrate:proton symporter activity
Source: RefSeq, a predicted model, not a curated record